AUGACCAGCCAUCCUCCAGACCUCCGACCUUGGAGGAGCGCGCUGACCUCGAACAGCGACGCCGUCAUUCUCGACCUUACUCCCGGAGCAGCCCAGCCUGUCCUCGCUACCCACAAAGCUCCCACAACAGCCGACGUCACUUCUGGCAUCCAAGCUGCCAUCAAGACUACCCUCGAAAAGGCCAAUGUCGACAAGAGUCGAAUCCAGGCUGUCGCCAUAGGGACCACAUCUUUCGUCAAUAGCCUUGUCGAGCGAGAUGCCUCCAAGCUGGAAAAAGUGGCUGUGAUACGACUCUCUGGACCUUUCAGUAGACUGGCUCCGCCUUUCGUGUCUUUUCCUUACGAGCUUCGACAUGUGUUAGAGGGACCUAUAUUCUUUGCUCAAGGCGGACUGCAGGUCGAUGGAAGCGAGAUCACGACUGUGGACCCUUUAGAAAUUAGAGCUAUCUGCGCAGAGAUCAAAAGGCAGGGGAUCGUGAGCGUCGCUGUGUCUGGGUGCUACUCCCCGAUAGACAGGGAGAUACGGCAGGAAGAGCUGGUGCGGGAGAUCCUCUUGGAUGAGGUCCCUGGCAUCAAAGUGUGCAUUAGCAAGGAGGUUGCAAAUAUCGGGCUGUUACAGCGAGAGAAUGCCACCAUCCUCAACGCCGCUCUGCUUUCCUUCGCUAAGCUUACGGUGGCAGGAUUCCAAGAGUCGACAAGAGCCCUCAAUCUUUCGUGUCCCCUGUUUCUGACUUCGAAUGACGGUACCCUUAUGACUUGCGAGCAGGCCGCAAAAUUCCCCAUCAAAACGUUUUCCAGCGGACCCACAAAUUCUAUGAGAGGAGCCAACUUUCUGGCCACCUUGGGCUCAAAGGCGAAGAGGAAGGAGACGGCGCUAGUGGUGGAUGUUGGCGGUACGACGACGGAGAUUGGUGUGCUCUUACCUUCAGGUUUCCCUCGUCAGGCCGCUUCAUACCACGAGCUCUGUGGCGUCCCUCUCAACUUUUCCAUGCCCCACGUCUACUCUAUGGGUCUUGGCGGAGGAUCAAGGGUCCGCAAGGAUGCCUCCGGCAAAACCACCAUCGGUCCUGACUCUGUGGGAUACAGAAUACAUGAGCAAGGUCUCAUCUUUGGGGGUGAUGUCCUCACCACCACUGACAUCGCCGUCGCUGCCGGAACUUCGGUCACCAUCGGUAACCCAGAGCUCGUCAAAAAGAUCGCCCAAGACGAUAUCGAGGCUGCCCAGGGGAGGAUCAAGUCCAUGUUGGAAACAGCCGUGGACAGCAUGAAGACAUCCACUGCCGACGUACCCAUAUAUCUCGUCGGCGGUGGUGCUAUCCUAGUCCCAGAUGAGCUCAGGGGUGUCAGCAAAGUCCACCGCUUUCCCUUCUACGAUGCUGCCAAUGCCGUGGGCGCCGCUUGUGCUCAGAUCUCUGGAGUUAUCGACACGUUCGAAGACACUUCUACAAUGUCUUUGAGUGAGGUACAGAGAAUUGUUGAGCAGAGGGCUAUCGACAAGGCUGUCGCUGCUGGUGCGGAUCCAGAGAGUACCGUGGUUGUCGAGAGCGAGGCUAUCCCAAUCGCUUACGUGACUGGUCGCUGCAGAUUCUAUGUCAAAGCUGCAGGCGAAUGGAAAGGCUCUUCAGCCUCGGCGGCUGACGAUGCCGCUUUCGAAGACCCCAAAUUCGACUUUACCUGGGACAAAAAGACACCUGUAUCUCCCGUCCAAGCUGGAAACGCUGACCGUCAAAUCCCAGCCGAGGACAUCGUCCGCUCCACCUCCGAGCUCGUGGAAUACAAGCCAAAAGUCAUCAACGGCGAAUGGUUCCUCUCCGAGAUCGACAUUGAGUGGAUUGCCACGGGGUGUUAUAUCCUUGGUACGGGUGGCGGAGGCAACCCGCGUCAUGUCUACCUUGCGUUGAGAGAGAUGAUGCGUGCCGGCUCGGAAGUCCGGGUGAUUGAUCUCGAAAGUCUGGACCCCAGUGAAGUCGUUUCGUACGGGGGCAAUAUCGGUUCGCCCGAGGUUGCCGCUGAGAAGCUCAUGUCUGACGGGGCAUCCAGAACUAUUCGAGCUCUGUUAGACUUCAUGAAGCUCGACAAUCUUGGCGCUCUUGCUGCUCUUGAGAUUGGGGGUGGUAACGGUAUGGUCAACAUGGUCUCUGGCGCCUCCAACUAUCUCAACGUUCCAAUCAUUGAUGGCGACUUCAUGGGACGAGCAUACCCCACCGGCUGGCAGACAACCGUGAACGUGUAUGCCGAGGAUGAUACUGGUUCUCUAGUCCUUCCCACCGCUAUGAGCAGUGGGGAUGGCACCACCAUUUUUAUGACCACAGCCAAGCACUACAAGGAUAUCGACCGCGUCCUCCGUGGUGCUUGUAUUGAGAUGGGCACCAGCGCGUCGGUCGCAGCCCGCCCUCUCUCCAAAAACGAACUCAUAACGCCCCUCAUCCGUAAUACUGUCUCGCAAUCUUGGCGUAUUGGUAGAGCAGUUGCGUUAGCCAACAGGCAAGCCCAAAUAGGAAAUAUCGGAAACAUCCUUGUGGACGUUCUUGGAGGACCCAAGUCAGCGAAAGUGUUGUUUGAGGGCAAGAUUCAUUCUGUGGGUCGCAGGUUGUACAAAGGGCAUAGUUAUGGAGAGAUCGAGAUACACGCAUUGGCUGGGGACGAUGAAGAUGAGACAGGCCCGAAGAAGGAAAGGUUUAGAGGGGUGAUGAAGAUCCCAUUCAAAAAUGAGAAUCUGCUCGCAGAGACAACACUCGAUGGAAAGACAGAGGUUGUGGCCGGUGUCCCCGACCUGAUAUCCGUCCUCGAUGCCCAGAACGGUACCGCCCUCGGGACACCCGAGUACAAGUACGGUCUUCGAGUCAUCGUCAUCGGUAUCACCGCUGCUCCUCAAUGGACUGAUACUCCCCGCGGUCUCGAGCUUGGUGCCCUUCCAGCGUUUGGCUAUGACUUACCGUACAAGCCUUUGGGAGAGUACGUGAAGCCGAGAAGUGUUGUAGAGGAGUUUGAUACCACAAUCUAG
Molecule: messenger RNA, 3003 nt
Organism: Cryptococcus wingfieldii CBS 7118
Lineage: Eukaryota; Fungi; Basidiomycota; Tremellomycetes; Tremellales; Cryptococcaceae
Product: hydantoinase
Exons: 12
Coding region: 1-3003 (1000 amino acids)
Biological process (GO): glutathione metabolic process
Cellular component (GO): cytosol
Molecular function (GO): 5-oxoprolinase (ATP-hydrolyzing) activity
Source: RefSeq, a predicted model, not a curated record